Messenger RNA from Pistacia vera, 1164 nucleotides. RefSeq names its product protein TIC 20-IV, chloroplastic. The transcript has 3 exons. The coding region runs from base 41 to 958 and encodes 305 amino acids. NCBI's taxonomy places the organism in Eukaryota, Viridiplantae, Streptophyta, Magnoliopsida, Sapindales, Anacardiaceae. The record is from RefSeq and is a predicted model, not a curated record.
AUGUUCAUUUAUUUUUCUUGAGAACAAACCAAACGCGCAAAUGGCGAAUGCUGUUGCGGCCGGGGUCUCCGCCCAGAGCUGCCACAACGUUCUCAAGCCUUCUCCCUUUCUCACUCCCGUAAUCCUCUCCGCAUACGCCGCUUCUCGGUAUAAGAAUGUGAUCGGAGAAAGAGUUUCCCAGACCUUCAAGUCUUAUAAACCCUCACUUGUAGCGUGCAAUUCAAGUGUUUCAGAUUAUCCCAUUCUGUCAAUUAGCAGAAGUUCACAGGGAUCUCAAAAAGAUCACGCAUUGUCUACAGGAGUUCCAGGCUCCCAAGUUUCUUCAACAUCUAGCCCCUUUAUAGGUGGGGACCAAGGCGUGGUGUCACAUACAAACCUCAUUUUACCAAGGCAUCGCAUAUCUCCAACGCUUCCCAGAGCAGCAGCUAGGGAUGUAUUUGGUUUUCGCUUACCUGUUAUAACUGAGAAGCCAGAAUGGUGGUGGAGGACUUUAGCAUGUAUACCCUACUUAAUAGCUUUGCAGAUAUCUGAUGUUGGGUUUUAUCUCCAACCCUUCUCAGAACACUACGAGCUUUUCGAAAAUUUGAUUUAUUUUGUUCCAGGAGCCAUUUCAAGGUUGCCAAGCUGGUUCACGUUGGUAUAUUGCUAUUUUGCCUAUAUUGGAAUUGUGAAGAAUAAGGAUUGGCCUCACUUCUUCAGAUUUCACUUGAUGAUGGGCAUGUUGUUGGAAACUUCCCUACAGAUAGUCUGGUAUACAUGCAAUUUUAUGCCACUUAUACACUACAAUGGUAGGUUUGGGAUGCACUUCUGGGCAGGUGUCGGCUUCACUUUCAUUACUGUCUUGUUGCAGUGCAUUAGAUGUGCUCUUGCUGGGUCGUAUGUCCAGUUACCUUUAAUUAGCGAUGCUGCAUUUAUUCAUACGUUAUUCAAUAUAGGAGGUUACCACAGGCCUUUCUAAGAAAUUUUUGUACUGAUUGGCGGUUCUGGAUUUUGGGGAAGGGCUACUCCUCUUGUGUAGUCCACUUGCCUAUUUCAACACGGGAAGAAGAUUAUGUUUGAGUCUAUGAAUGAAGGGUGUAAUAGUUACUCAUCUUAGAAACUAUUUUAGAAUCAAAAGCCUAUUGUGUGUUAUUUAUUUUAAGAAUUCAAAUAUAUUGUAGAAUA